AUGAAAACUUAUGCCAUAGUUCUUAUUGUUUUGGGCUCUGUAGCUGCUGGAAUUCUAACCUUAUGUUGUUUAUGGAGUAUUGGACGUAAAAAGAAGCAGCUGCCUGCAACAUCACAGGCUAGGCCGAGUGCUCCACGGCCACCUUCGGAUUAUGAUGUUGAGAAGGGUCAAACUGCAAAAACUGGUGCCAUGAGAGAUGGGGGAAUGGCUAUUUUGGGAGCAACAGCAGCAGUUGCAGCUGCCACUAUUGCAGCAGAAGCCACGGUCGGAGGUGGUUGUGGAGGUGGAGGUGAUAGUGGCACAGGAGGCGGAGAUGGCGGUGGGGGUGGUUGUGGUGGUGGUGGUGGUUGUGGGGGAGGCUGUGGUGGCUGA
Molecule: messenger RNA, 372 nt
Organism: Coffea arabica (coffee)
Lineage: Eukaryota; Viridiplantae; Streptophyta; Magnoliopsida; Gentianales; Rubiaceae
Source: RefSeq, a predicted model, not a curated record